Molecule: messenger RNA, 267 nt
Organism: Protopolystoma xenopodis
Lineage: Eukaryota; Metazoa; Platyhelminthes; Monogenea; Polystomatidea; Polystomatidae
Source: the annotation of a GenBank genome assembly
AUGAUAGCUUGCUCUAAAGAUGUUCGGUCUUCUGGUGGAACCGACCUUCGAAUCUCUUCUCGCAACACUUUCACUCGAACUGGAAGAAAGCUCAACAAUUAUGAAACAAGAGAUUCCUCGAAAGCCAACUUUUCUUCGAAUACAAUGCAUCUGCCAUGCAGAUCCAAUCGUCCUGUACGCAAAAUGUACUCCACCGAGGCGGCAAUUCAAGCAACAGCCAUGGCUGAUACUUUAGAUUGUGGCGUAGUACCCGUCAGCUGUCGGUAA